Molecule: messenger RNA, 817 nt
Organism: Filobasidium floriforme
Lineage: Eukaryota; Fungi; Basidiomycota; Tremellomycetes; Filobasidiales; Filobasidiaceae
Product: Shr3 amino acid permease chaperone
Exons: 3
Coding region: 165-761 (198 amino acids)
Biological process (GO): endoplasmic reticulum to Golgi vesicle-mediated transport
Cellular component (GO): endoplasmic reticulum membrane
Source: RefSeq, a predicted model, not a curated record
CACAAACGUCCCAACCGGGUGAUUCGCUAUCUCGACCUCUUUCCAUCUUCGGUCAGACCAGAUUGUCUUUAGUCUGUAACGAUCCAGCACUUCAACAAGGACAACAUAGAGCUGUACCAUCGGUGUCCUCUUUGAACUAGUGCCGUCGGCGAGCUAUCUCCAUCAUGGCCUUUCUGCAGUCGAUCAUCCUCGGUUCGACCUCUUUCCUCCUCGGACUCGUCUUUGUCUGUCAGAUCAUCGACAUCCCUCUCCUCUACCACACCCACCUCACGGAAGCUUCCCUCGAAUCUGCCUAUGCAUUCUACACGAUGUGGUACGACGCACCCAAGGCCGUCAAAGCGCUCUUGCACACCGCAUUAGGGAUCCCGUUGUUGGCCAUCGUCAGCAAACUGCACGGAUGGAGCGAGAGCGCGGUCUUCUUUGAUGGAAGCUGUUUGGUCUUACACAUGGCGUCGAUCGUCAUCUACUUGACGAUCCACGUACCGAACCUGCCCGUCUUUGUCAAAUCGUCAAACCUGUCUCCGGAUAUGCCGACCUAUACCGAGGAAGAAAAACAAGAAGCCGUCCGUGUACUCAGCGCCGGCAACGCCUUGGUCGGAUUCUGCCUUCUCGGAAUCAUCCUCAUGCAAGCCGGUCAGGAAUACGCUAAACGUCAAGAAGAAGCCGAGAUGCGCAAACUGGACGCUCGGACUGCCCGAGCGGGGGCUACUGCAGAGGGGGUCGUCGUCGGCGGGGAUGUUCAGGGCAAGAAGGAUCUGUAGGGGUUUGACGACGUGGGGCCGGCCGAAGGUGGCGCCCAAGCAAAGGGUCGCAGGGU